Messenger RNA from Pseudoliparis swirei, 6080 nucleotides. It is a transcript of the gene klf7b, whose product is annotated as Kruppel like factor 7b. The transcript has 4 exons. NCBI's taxonomy places the organism in Eukaryota, Metazoa, Chordata, Actinopteri, Perciformes, Liparidae. The record is from RefSeq and is a predicted model, not a curated record. Bases 838 to 1725 code for a protein of 295 amino acids. Gene Ontology annotation, molecular function: DNA-binding transcription factor activity, RNA polymerase II-specific; RNA polymerase II cis-regulatory region sequence-specific DNA binding. Gene Ontology annotation, biological process: regulation of transcription by RNA polymerase II.
AUGUUCACACGCGGUCAACAAACACUGACGACGUCUUUUCAUCGCCCUUCAGCGCUCAUGCUUUGGUAACUGACAGGACACAGUGAACCGCAUCGACGCCUUUUACACAUCCGACGCUCGGCUUUGUUGUUAGAUUUAUUCUAGCUUCCUGCUAGACUUUAAAAAACAUUUCUAUCUUAACCGGUUUACUCGUUUGCUUAUUUGCUCAAAUCGUAUUUGUACACAUUGCCGCGACUUCGAGGGUCUUUGAGUCGAUGAAGUUUCGUGUCCACGCUCAAAGUCCAUCUUAGUCCUCCCCCCAGCUUAGUGUCUAAAAAACAGACACUAAAAUACAGAAUACAGCCUCCUCCUUCUUUUGCUGAAUUCAGUUCAGUUUAUUUGUAUAGCCCAUUUUCACAAAUUAGACAUUAGCCUCAGAGUGCUUUACAAUCUGUACACAUACACAUCCCUGACCUUUGACCUCACAUCGGAUCAGGAACAACUCCCAAAUAACCCUUCAGGGGGAAAGAGGUAAGAACCCUUCAGGAGAGAACAGAGGAGGAUCCCUCUCCAGGAUGGACAGAACAAUAGAUGUCAUGUGACCAGAAGGAAUCAUUACACACAAAUUAAAACACAGGAACAACACAAUGAAUACGACAGAGUGGAUGAAGAGUUGGAAGUCGGCAUAUUCCACGAUCCAGACCUCCUGAUCCAUCAGGCAGAUGGAGGUAGAGAGGAGGAGUGGGCGGAGUCUCAGCAGUGGGCGGAGUCUCAGCAGGGCCGUGGCGUAGUUGCUGAAGCCCUUUGCAAUCAUGGCAGGGAAACCUUAUUUCUUCUUAAAUUGUGAAAAGACACCCGAUGAAGUCUCCCUUCCACUUCUCGACGUCGCGCAUCGCUCUCAUCGGUUCAGCUCCGCGUGCGAAGACGUGUCUGGAGUUGGAGCGGUACCUCCAGACGGAGCCCAAGCGACUCUCGGAGCUCUUUGACGAGGAGCUGGACGGCCUCUUGACGCCUUCCUUCACGCAGGGGGGAGACAGCGACGAGGACCUGAUGGAUCCCCUCCUCCCCGGCCUCCCGGACCAACCCGGCCCACCUCCACUCCUGGUGUCUCUCCCCAAAGCCCAGGCCAGAAUCCUGCAGGUGCCCAACUCCAUCAAGACCCAAGCAGAGGCUGAAACGCUCUCGCCGAAGGACCGAGUCCCGGCGGGGGUCAGCGCCGCGCAGCUCAGCGCCGCCGUCACGUCCCUGACGCCGCCGUCGUCACCGGAGCUCGGCCGCCACCUCGUCAAAUCCACACAGACACUGACCGCGACGGCGGACGGCACGCUGACGCUCAAAUUUGUGGCGAAGAAGGUCGGGUCGGGGGCGGCCAAAUUGGCGGCGACGCGAGCGCUACCGUCGCCGCCGGGCCGGGGAGGGGCCCUCAGCGACGGCGAGCAGGGAGGAGGAGGAAGUCUGAGUGGAGAGGUGCCAGAGAACAAAAAGAGAGUCCACCGGUGCCAGUUCAUCGGCUGCAGAAAGGUUUACACCAAGAGCUCCCACCUGAAGGCGCACCAGAGGACUCACACAGGUGAGAAGCCCUAUAAGUGCUCAUGGGAGGGCUGCGACUGGCGCUUCGCCCGCAGCGACGAGUUGACGCGACACUACCGCAAACACACCGGAGCCAAGCCCUUCAAGUGCAACCACUGCGACAGGUGUUUCUCUCGGUCAGACCACCUCGCCCUGCACAUGAAGAGGCACAUCUGAGGGCAACAAGAGAAGGAGACGAGAAGGAGAAGGAGAAGAAGCAAGAGGAGACAUUGGAGCAGGAGGAGGAGGAGGAGAUAGGAGGAGGGAGGGAUGGGCAGUCGAGCUACCAACCGCCCGCCUCGUUCACCCCGUCCGUAAACCAGCCGAGAGGAAGAUCAAACCGGAGCGCCGGCCCUCUCGUCGGAGGCUGCGACCGGAGGGGAAAACGAGGAGUAGCUAGAUUGUUGUUUUUUUCUUUAAACCUACACACUCGCAAGAGUGAACACCCAACACACCCGUCUUUGAACGCAUCGUACCCGGUGAACCCCGGCUGCUCUCAUGCGGCUCUGGGGGCUUGGACACUGCCAAACCAACAUGUACUUAUUUUACUUAACGCCGCCUGUUUUUUCUUUCUCUGUAGUCAGUGUGUUUAAACCAUGAAGUCACUUCUGGUGAGAAGGUAGUUCAGUGGGGAACACUUAAAAUAUCCCCGUAGUCAGUUGUUAGUGCUUUACCGGCUUUUAAAAAUCAAAUACUCAACUUUUGUCAUUGCUUAUUUUUUUCUUCAAUAUUUCUCAUACACGGAACUUUUAGAAACCAUCAUCUGCCGCAGUCAGCUUCAGUAAUCUAUGUGAAGAAAACAACAACGAAUCUGCAGGAGAGACUGUCCGGCUCGACCGAUUGUCACAGCUGACAAUCGGGGCCCGGACGCUUGGUACUUUUUCGGCGCACCCGUGGGAGCCUCGGUCAGCGGGCGCCGCUGCAGCUCUCAGGCUCUCCUCCGGUGGGCGUUCGCUCGGCUACGCCGAGACGCCCGCCGCCUCCGCAGGACAUCUGACAGAAAUGCGCGGCGACACUUUCUUCCCUUUUUUUCUACUUAGAGGACGAUAAUUCUUCUUAUUGUGGUAAUUGCAAAGAAUGACACUUUGUUCUUGUUUCUCUGUUGGAGAAAACGUCUUCAAACUCACUGAAUUGUGUUUGAGGGGGGAAAAAAGGAAAAGUUAAAAAAUGUCAAAAAAUAAACAGAAAAUCUUGAGGAUGUCAUCAACCGAAUGUGGGAUGAGAAGGAGAGCGCUGUUGGUCUUUUAAACCCCCCCCCCGUGUGCACUGGCUUCGUUUCUGCAGCAAAAGAAGAAGAAGAAAAAAGAAACGGAAUCAUAACGACACUCAGAAAAAAGGGAUUUGUCCUUUUUUUGGGACUGACAUAAAAGCAGAGAGGUCUCCAGGUUGCGUUUCUUUCAGCGCUGCUCCUUCCGCCCUGCGAUUCACUUGAACUGGGAGCCGCUUGCGUGACCUUUCCUGGUCUCGCGCUCUUACCGGUGGCGGGCGGGAGGACUCGCUGAGAGAACAAUGGAAAACCUGUUUUCUCCUCUUUCUUUUUUGCUUUUUUUGUUGAUUCGGAGAGUCGUCCCGGAGCUCUUUCACAGACUCUGAGAUCUCAUCUCGCCGGGGCGGCGCCGCGUGGGCACGCCGAGCGGAGGCCGAGGAGCCGCUUUUGGCUCGCUCGCGUCGGGACUCGAAAAACGGACGCGGUCACGCCGGCCCCCGGUCGAAUUUGCCUGUUUCAUAUCCAUUGACUGCACUGACUCCCUCUUCUUUUUAUGGGGUUUUCAAUGUUAUCUGUGCUUUUUCUUUCUUUUUUUAUACAGCUGAAAGAAAAUGAACUCAAAGAAAAAGAAAAAAAACUCAUAAAAAGACUUGGGGAAGAAAAGAAAACGACACAAAAAACUCUUCUGUCUCGCGCUACACGUUGUAUAGAGAACAAGAACACACACUCCGUCUACACACAGACUUACACUGCGGUUUCUUUGCUCACUCUUGAGAUAAGACUAAUAAGAUUUAGAAAAAUAAUGAAUAAACGAAUGAACGGAGUUGGAAAACAAAACACUGCAUGGCAGGCUUUACACACACAAGCUCAUGAACACACACACACACACAUACACACUCUUCCUGGAAUGAUAUGUUCUGCUCCCAGAUCUUUUUUCACAGUAGGAAUUUAGCAACUGUUGUUUAGUAGAAGAGUAUCUUAGCUCUCGGCUGGAGGUAACAAACGAUUCCAAAUCCUUUGAAGUGAGAAAUCGGCUUGUUCUCGGUUCCAGCAAUCACCCACAUAUCCCUCGCCACAGUGUGUGCCUCUCAUUUCCUCAGCGCUCUCGCUACAGAGACUCCGGUCGCGUCGUCGGUUACGGUCGAGGGUGAAAAUAACCACCGCUUUCAUGGAAUAAUGAAUAGAAGUAAAACAAUUGCAGAGGGUCUUUUUUCGCAGAACAUGUCGAGAACAUGUCAGUAGUCCUCGCAGACCGUUCCUACCCUGCCUCUCGUGAACAGUGAAUUUGAAUGUCUUGACCUGGAAAUCUGGGGAUUCAGUUUUCCAAGAACUGAAAGUCCGGGGAAUAAAAUGACAAAAUCGACAGGAACAUUUACUGGAAAACUAAAAAAAUUGGGUUCCCCAAACUUCUUUUUUCUCGUGAGACAUUUUGUUGAUGAAGGAUUGAGAGUUGUAAUAACCCCCUACAUUCAUGUUGGUUAUACAUAAAUCACAUUAAUCUGAACCACUCAAACUAGCCAAGUAUUUUAACAUGUUUGGCUUUCUAAACAACACACGGAGGAAGUUAAUUAAAUACAUAAUGCCAAAGGCAGCCAGCUAGUAGCCAGUGACACAAAGCCAGCUAGUUUGGAGCAAUGCGUACAAGUCAUGGAUGUAUUAUAAGAACUGGAGACUUGGACCCCAAGAUGGCGCCUAUUCAAUCCAAUUAGAGUUGCUCGCCUGGCACGUACUCCCACCUUCCGGGUUUACUCCCGUAGUUUGCGGCCCACUGAUUAUGAGCAGUCGCGUUUCUCCCGCUGUCCCCGCUCUCUCACAUUUUCAAAUCAUUUUUCGUGGCUCGAGGAAAUUUCUACAAAUUAAAAUAGUUGACCUUUGGUCUGCAGGGUGUUUUUGUGCGGCCGCAAUACCAAGAGUGGCCACCGGACGGAAUUAGAAGGGUGGCGCCGUAUCCAGGUCCUAUAACACACCCGCGGUACGAAGGGAUGUCGGAUUGCCGUUUUGCCACUACUCGUUCAUAACAAGAGUUAAGAGGUUUACGGGCAUAAAAAACAAACACGCACCACCCUGCUGGGGGCUUUUCUCAAUCGACUUGUAUCCGUGAACUGAAUGUAAUCGCUAACGCUAAAAUGUCCGACCUAUAACAUGAUCAACUCUUGGCGAACGCUGUGGCGAGGACAUGUCCGCAACGCCCGCUUUCCAUCGCCUGAUGGUUGCAGCAGCAAAAAACUAAGCCUGCCUUGCAAUCGAGGGCGUUGCUGAUACUGCCAACACCGGCACCGCUGCUCCAUCCGCCCACCACCACCUUAAUGCCCCGUGGCGCAUGCUAACGGUCCCAGCGUGCCCAGUCAUCAUGCCAGUCGAGUCGACCUCGCCAGCCUUCGUCAGGUGAAAUAGUGAGAGCAUUCCCCUUCGAGGGGGUUUUAUGGUGCAGCUUCAACCAAUCGAUACCAAAAACCUCCAGCGUGGAACUGCCCUUUAGCCACGGGCAGAGGGAGACCGCCUCCAUACGAGGCCUCUGUGUCCAGCGGCAGCUUUUCUCUACUAACUCUCUGUUUCUGCUCAAUACGGCGAAAAGCAACCCACGUCUGAGACGAAUCCACCGUCUCACUGUUGAUUUCCUUUUGUUGUUCGGUUUCUGUGACUGAAGCUCUAUUGACGGUGAUAAUUCCUUCAGCUUAAUUGAUGCAAAAUCAUGCUAAAAUGUUGAGACGGACGACAGGAUGUAGAAGGAGCCCUCCUAUACAGGAAGUACAAUCAUAGAGGGAUGGGGAUCGUAGCACUUUUGAGAGGCUUUUGAUGGCAUGAAUGUGUACAUAUGUGUGUAUGUGUGUGGUUCCCCGUUAGGCGUACUGUGAGGGACGCAGUGAUUCAGCAAAAUGGUUGAGAACCGAUUUCUUUUUUACUGCUGAACAUGUGGGAGAAAUGUUGGUUGAUGCGUUGGCUGUUUGAAAAUGCUGUUAAUCUAAGCAACGGCUGACAAUGUGUUUAUUCGUCUUUUGUUCAGACCCCUCAUUCGAUUAUUCAUCCAUUCAUUAUUUCAAGUCAUGGAGCUUGAUGUCUCGAGUCAAGAGAUGAGAACUUGCUUUGCACACUAAAAUCAGGCUCUCUGAAGAUGCGUUUAAGUGACAGUUUUCUAUGGCUCAUUAUUUUCUCUGUUCUUUUCUCACUCCCAAAAACAUUUGAAUUUGUCCUGAUUAUUAAAAAGAUGAAGAAAACUAAACCUAGUCUGAAUAUAACAAAUAUCUGGAUGUAAAUCAGAUCAUACAGAUACAGUUCCGAUCAUUUCUGAGCACAGACAGACAGAUCUUCUUGCACAGACGUUCUC